Messenger RNA from Protopolystoma xenopodis, 279 nucleotides. NCBI's taxonomy places the organism in Eukaryota, Metazoa, Platyhelminthes, Monogenea, Polystomatidea, Polystomatidae. The record is from the annotation of a GenBank genome assembly.
AUGUAUGAGAAUGGAGCAGCAGUCGUCAGCAGGCUUAAUGGCCUCGAGGCAAUUGGACAGGCCUUGGAAACAAGGCCGACGUCGUUUUGGCCAAAGGGAGCACAAGAUACCAGCCUAAUCGGCCUGCCAGCUGACUCGGGCGGAUCAGCUGAUUGGCUGCCUGACAGUCUACAGCUGGGCAACUGGACGGUAGAACACAUGACCAAAACAAAAGCGCCAAAUUCACUGGUAGUGCUUUCACUGCUUCAUUCUUUAAUGUUUAUUUCACAAAAGGUAUAA